AUGGCGCAGCCAUGGAGUGGGUCUCCUGGAGCACACGAUGAAGCAUUGGGUGCCGUCUUCGCCGAGACCGAGGUCUUCUUAACAGAGCUCGCGAAGCUUUGGCGGCGUCCAGAGCUUUCUCCGGAGGACGCAACCAAUCGCGCCAAUGGUGUGCGGACGAAGCUAGGUCCCAUCUUGGAGAGUGAGCGCAACUGGCUCCAGAAGAACCGCGACAAGCUGGACAAGGCCUUGGAGGAGGCGUCCAAACUCGCUGCAGAUGUAGGCGAGGCACCUCCCGUGAAGCAGGAGAAUGUUCCACUUUCUGAGCAGCGUGCUGGCGUGAAAGCGACCAUCGAGCGCUUGGAAAAAGCAAAGAAACGGCAGGGGACAGAGAUUCAAGAGCUUCGCGCCAAAGUGGCCAAAGAGUGCAAGCGAUUGAACCUGGAGGAAUCGGACUACGCAGUGGAGGCUGCUCUGACUGGGGGGCCAGCAGUCAAGGCCUUGAAGAUGCAGCUCCAGCGCCUGGACGAAGUGAUGCGUGAGCGUGUGGAUGUCGUCCUUGCUGCCCGAGGGCGCAUCCGAGACCUCUCUGGUUCGCUCGGGGAGGCUCUCGAAUUCCGCCUGGCCUUCGACGGUGAGCUGCCGGGGAGCGAAGGGGGUGUUGUUGUUCUUCCAAAGACGGCAGAGAACGAAAAGUUCGUGAACGAUCUCGCCGAAUUCAAGGAGUCCUCCACAAAGGAUGUGGCCAUGUUUACGCGGUGCUCGAGCCACUUGAAAGAGCUCGAGCAAGCGUACUUAGACGAGCUCGGCCGGCGCAAACCCCAGAAGAAGGUGAGGUCCAUUAGCUCCGACUCUGCCUCACGCUCCAAGUCACGCCCAAAGAAGAAGAAGAAAAAGGAGAAGGAGGCGAAGGAGGAGCGGAAGAAGGCUAAGAAAGCAAAGGAGAGCCGCGCACAGAGCCCCAGGCCUGAACACCGACCCGAACAUGAGGGGAACGGGGAGGCAGUGCCGCUUUCGCCGCGGCAGGCCUGGAAGCCUGACUCGAAGGCACAAAAAAACGAAGAAAAAGCCGAACCAAAACCCGAGCACCAGCCUUGGAACGAGGCUCCGGCUCAGGGGCCAUGGACUCCAAGCGGUAUGCCGCCGCCUGGACCUCCGCCGCCCGGCGCACCUCCGGCCUAUCCCCAAGCGGCCCAAGGUUCUCCCUGGCAGCCACCUCAAGGAGCUCCGAUUCCACCUCCAGCAUAUCCCUACAGCCACCCACCUCCUCGCCCCGGGCACGCGCCACCCCAUGCUCACGCGCCCCCGCACGCACCGCCCCAUGCUGCCCACGCCCCACCCCAUCAUCCGCCACCACCCGGCUAUCCGUCUUAUCCACCGCCGCCUGGCUACUUCCCACCCAGGCAUGAGGCAUGGCCUCCACCACACCUCGCUUACCCAAAGCCAGCUCCCGCGCCACCCCCUCACUACGGUGCUCCACCGGGCAUGCCACCGCAGCCCAUGGCGCCCAGCAAUGAUUCUGACUACCGCCAUUGGGCGAAGUCCGCGGCACCCGUGCCAGAAGCUCCGGCACCGUACCCUCCUCCCAACUUCACUGCCCCCGCACCAGGGCCAGCGCAUGCCGCCCCACCUGCAUAUGUCUAUGCGCCCCCACCUGCAGCCGGAGGUCCUCCAACAAACUGGCUGGGACCGGCUGCUGAGUAUCCCGGCCGCUGA
Molecule: messenger RNA, 1695 nt
Organism: Symbiodinium sp. CCMP2592
Lineage: Eukaryota; Dinophyceae; Suessiales; Symbiodiniaceae
Source: the annotation of a GenBank genome assembly